AUGUCGCUCAAGCAAGAACCUGAAGAAGAAGUCCCUCUCGACGAGUGCCAAUUUUUCGACGAACCGCCCGAAGAGAUUGAAUACGAGUUUGUACCUCGUACCCAUGAUGAUGAAGAGGAAGAACAACGACCUGCGAAACGUUCAAAAACGGGAGGAAGCGCAACCCGAAGAGUCUACCAUAACGAAGUUGAGCGUCAACGACGGAACAAAAUCAAUACUUGGAUCACGGAGCUCGGAAAACUCGUAAUGGAUGACGAUGAUGACGACACGAAACAACCUGCGCUCUCGAAGAUUCAAAUUUUGGAGAAAGCUUGUCAGCAAUUGGAGAUGAUUAAGAAGCGAAAUCGUGAAGUACGAUUCGAUCUGAAACGAGCCGAAUGUGAGUUGCGAAUGCUGAGAUCAGAGAAUGAAAAGUUGAAGAAAGAAUUAAAUAAGACAGCUAAAUGA
Molecule: messenger RNA, 447 nt
Organism: Culicoides brevitarsis
Lineage: Eukaryota; Metazoa; Arthropoda; Insecta; Diptera; Ceratopogonidae
Product: upstream stimulatory factor 2-like
Exons: 1
Coding region: 1-447 (148 amino acids)
Biological process (GO): regulation of transcription by RNA polymerase II
Molecular function (GO): protein dimerization activity; RNA polymerase II cis-regulatory region sequence-specific DNA binding; DNA-binding transcription factor activity, RNA polymerase II-specific
Source: RefSeq, a predicted model, not a curated record